AUGGCCGAAAAUUCACUCAACCCCGUUCCUUUCUCCGAGCCGCCCUACCUGCGCGGGCUGCCGAACCCAUACAUCACGCCCGCCCACCUCCGCUUUCAAAAAGCAUGCCGGAAAUUCGCUUGGGAGAACUUGAUUCAGCAUGCAAUGGAAUGGGAGAAGGCUGGAACUGUCCCCGAGCAUGUCUUCCACACUUUCUGCAAAGCCAACAUGCUCUUGCCCAACAUGCCCGCCCCGCUUCCCGUGGACUGGCUCAAGCGGUUGGGAAUCCACGAUAUUCUAGGGGUAAAGGUUGAGGACUGGGACUACACGUAUACUGGCAUCUAUUGCGACGAGCUGGCACGGUCAGGUUUGAGCGGCCCAGGUGGCUCGCUGAAUGCGGGCUUUGCAUUUGGAAUUCCUCCAAUUGUCAAGUUCGGCAGCAAGGACUUGCAGGAGCGAUUCCUCCCCGAUCUUCUUACCGGCAAGAAGCGUGCUUGUAUCGCGAUCACAGAGCCCGAGGCUGGUAGUGACGUUGCGGGUCUUACCACAACUGCGGUCAAGAGCGCCGACGGCAAGCACUACAUUAUCAAUGGGACGAAGAAAUGGAUCACAAACGGCAUCUGGUCAGACUACGCGACCAUGGCCGUCCGAACUGGUGGGAAAGGAGCUGCCGGUCUUUCCGUGCUAGUUGUGCCCCUGAAGAACCACCCCGGUGUCUCAAUGCGCCGACUGAAGGUCUCAGGCCAGAUCACUGGUGGAACGACCUACAUCGAGCUCGACGACGUGAAGGUGCCAGUGUCGAACAUUAUCGGCAAGGAAGGCGAUGGCAUGCGCAUCAUCAUGACCAACUUCAACCACGAGCGGCUCGUCAUUGCCGUCGGCGUUACUCGUUCGGCUCGUGUCGCUUUGUCUGCCGCGUUUUCCUACUGCCUCAAGCGUGAGGCUUUUGGCAAACCCCUUAUGGAUCAACCUGUCGUGCGGCAUAGACUCGCCAAGGCCGGUGCCGAGCUUGAGACCAUGUGGGCCUGGGUUGAGCAGAUUCUCUAUCAGUUGAGUCACAUGAGCAAGGAAGAUGGUGACCGUCAGCUUGGUGGAUUGACUGCUUUGGCGAAGGCCAAGUCGGCAAUGGUCUUGAAUGAGUGCGCUCAGGUUGCUGUCCUGCUGUUUGGUGGCAAUGGCUUCACCCAGACUGGCCAGGGUGAACUCGUUGAAGCAAUUCUCCGUGAUGUCCCGGGCGCUCGCAUUCCGGGUGGCUCAGAAGAUGUCUUGCUCGACUUGUCUGUGCGUCAGUUGGUCAAGAUUUACCAAGCGCAGGAGAAGAAGCUCGCCCAGAGCUCGAAGAUCUGA
Penicillium cinerascens is the source of this 1326-nucleotide messenger RNA. Its product is annotated as acyl-CoA dehydrogenase family protein. The record is from RefSeq and is a predicted model, not a curated record. Bases 1 to 1326 code for a protein of 441 amino acids. Gene Ontology annotation, molecular function: acyl-CoA dehydrogenase activity; flavin adenine dinucleotide binding. Lineage: Eukaryota; Fungi; Ascomycota; Eurotiomycetes; Eurotiales; Aspergillaceae. The transcript has 4 exons.